This is a messenger RNA of Hibiscus syriacus, 2887 nucleotides long. RefSeq names its product protein IQ-DOMAIN 32-like. The transcript has 6 exons. The record is from RefSeq and is a predicted model, not a curated record. Gene Ontology annotation, molecular function: protein binding. NCBI's taxonomy places the organism in Eukaryota, Viridiplantae, Streptophyta, Magnoliopsida, Malvales, Malvaceae. Bases 110 to 2611 code for a protein of 833 amino acids.
CCACAUAUAAAACAUUAGACUGUCGUGACUCGCACACACUCGCUCAGAGUUGGAAGGACUUUCUAAAAGAGUGAGGGAUAGCAGAAUAAGCAAAAAGAGAAGGGAGAAAAUGGGAAAAUCUACUUCCUGUUUCAAACUCAUCACCUGCGGCGGCGAUUCAGCUGGAAAAGACGCCGCCGUUGAUGUUACCGAGAGUAAAAGAUCAAGUGACAGAAAGGGAUGGAGUUUUCGGAAGAGAUCUGAACGACAUCGGGUGCUGAGCAACACUGUGAUACAAGAAGCUACCUCUGGAGGACUUAAGGAAAGUCAAGAAUCUGCUGGUUUUGAGUUUCAGCAGCCAGAUGUCUCCGUUUCUCCUAAUAAAACCUCCACCGUUCAGUUUACUGAAGAGAAACCUCAGCUGAUCACCCCUAAAGAGUACAUUGAAGAAAGAUCUGAGUUCGUGGUACCAAAAGAGUACGAUGAAGAAAAAUCUCACUCGGUGAUGCCAAUAGAUGUUGCCGAAGAAAAAUCUCAGUUGCUGACACCGAUUAAAUGCUCUGAAGAAAAUUCUCAGCCAUUGACUCCAGAGGAACCAAAAGUGACUGAACCUGUCUCUGCCACUACAAAUGAGGCUGAAGAUGAUUCCACCCCGGAUGAAUCUCUUGCUGUUACCAUCCAGACAGCAAUCAGAGGGAUCUUGGCACGGAAAGAGCUAGAAAAGCUUAGGAAUUUAGUUAAGUUGCAGGCUGCUGUACGCGGGCACUUAGUCCGAAGGCAUGCUGUCGGGACCUUACGCUGUGUUCAAGCCAUUGUCAAAAUGCAACUUCUCGUACGUGCUCGCUUAUCUCAAAAAGGGUCUUAUGCCGAAAAGAAGCCGGAUGGCAAGGGCCAAGACGACAAUCAAAGAUUGCAGGGAAGCUCAGCAACAAAAAAGAACUCAAGUUACAAUUCCAUGGAGAAGCUGCUUAGCAAUAGGUUUGCUCGUCAGAUAAUGGAUUCGACUCCGAAGACCAAACCUAUCCACAUCAAGUGUGAUGUAUCUAAACCUAAUUCUGCUUGGAGCUGGUUGGAGAGGUGGAUGUCUGUGUCUUCAUCUGAAAAGUCAUCGAGAGCAGAGUUACCUAUUGAACAACCUGAACAAACGAAAAGCCACGAUUGUGACUCUCCACUUACUGCUGCGGUUCCACCUGAGGUUAUUGUGUCAAAUGAACCUGAUGUAGGGGAGACAUUGGUUUCAUCAGAGAGUGAAGAAAAUCUGAUCACUUAUGAUGCAGCCAACUUUAAUUUUGAGGCACACCAACCGGCUUCCUCUACUGUGACGGAUGAUUUGGAGCAACACCAGAUUGACCAUGUGAGUACAUCCGACCUGAAAGAGACCUCUCUAGAGAUGAACUCACAAGGGAAAACAAUGCAAACCGAUGCACAUUCUCCAAUAGAGGUCAGUUGUCUUUCUAACAAGCCUGAGAUGGAGAGUGAACAACCCAAACAUUCUAUGAAGAGAUCUGCUUCUGAACAACUGGAAAAGGAGGCAAAGAAAUCUGUAUUUGGAUCAAGAAAGGCAGGUAAUCCUGCAUUUAUUGCUGCACAAACCAAAUUUGAGUUGAGUUCAACAGCCAAGCCACGUAGAUCAAUUGAUUCAUCCCACCAAGAUGUUAAAGUGGAAUCAAACUUGGAUACUGUGUCAUCUGGGACAGAUAUGAUAAGCGGAUCAAAGGAGCCUAGCUUCGCAGAAAAUCCGGUCCUCAGUAAUUGGAAGAUUCAUCAUGGUGGCUCUGAAUGUGGCACUGAACUUUCUAUUACUUCCACUCUCGAUUCGCCUGAUACAUCUGAAGUUGGAACCUUAGAAAAUGAAAAUGGAGCCAAAGUCUUGGAGCAAGAAAACCGCAGUUCUAAUAGUCUUAAAGAUUUGGAUGUGAAAGGCAAUGAUACAGUUGAGAUGCCAGUGCCUGAUUCUUCUCUGUCUGUUGCUGAUCAGCCUGAGAAACUUGAAGGUUCAAAAGCGGGAUCAACCAAUUCAAUUGUUGUAGACUCCCCUCAAAUCGAGCAGGAGCCACUCGAAAGCACAGCUUAUCUGCAGAGAGAACAAGAUUCUAUAAAUCAAGCAUACAGGUCAUCCCCCGAAGUCUCACCGCGCAGCCAUAUGACUGUUCCGGAGUCCCAAGGAACUCCUUCUAGCGAGGUAUCAGUGAACCCUAAAAAGAAAAAAGCUGGCAAGAGCAGUCAAAAGCGCAAGUCCUUGUCUGCAGCCAAAUGUUCUCCAUCAACUCCAGUUGCUAGUGGCGUAGAACAGUUGCCCAAAGAUCAGAAAAACAGUAAGAGAUGCAAUUCUUUUAGCUCAACUAGACCUGAAAACAUCGAUGAGGAGCCAAGGGAUAGUAACAGUAGCAAUUAUGUCCCUCGUUUCAUGCAAGCCACGGAAUCUGCAAGAGCUAAGCUCAAUGCAAAUAAUUCGCCAAGAUCAAGUCCGGACGUGCAAGACAGAGAAAUAUCUAUCAAGAAGAGACAUUCCUUACCUGCCACUAAUGGGAGGCAGGGUUCUCCAAGAAUCCAGCGAUCAUUGUCUCAAACCCAGCAGGCUGCAAAAGGAAAUGGUUCCAAUCCUGUUCCUGAAAGGAGAUGGCAAAGGUGAGGGCUUAUUCGUAGCCAACCGUGGGCCGUGGUACCAUGGCAUUCGACCCCUCAGAUUGAGAAGCGGAGCUGAUUGUUGUUCUUACCAUCUUAGUCAUAUGCCAAAGAAUUAUUUCGCCACAUCAGUUAAAUAUAUCUUGUAUAUUAGUAGACCACAACCAUUGACAUUUCAUUAUUAUUUUUUUUCCUUGAAACUUUCAGCCUGGGAUGUUUGUGUAUUUUUUGUUGAACGGUGUUUGGUGUGAUAUUUAUUCAGGUUUGCCACGGCAUUUCUUUA